UUGUUAUGUUACAUUUGUGUCGUACCCUUUGCUAUUACUCUCAAAGCACUAAAUUGCUCCUGGGAUGUAUUUUAUUUAACGAGGAAUAGGUUUAUUACAUUAUUAUAUCAAAUAUAAAUAAAAUGGAAAAGAGUGUAUCGGAAUGGAAAAACGUUGAUCUCUUCUAUACAAUCGCCCUACCAUUUGUAAAAUGUCCGACCACUGCAGAAAUAUUGUGCUACUGCUUUAACGAAUCAAAAACUACCACAGAGGAAAUCCAAAUAAGAUUAGUAAUAUGCGAACAAAACGGAAAUAUUCUUGUAUACCUUUCGAAUUGGGAAUGUAUUACCUUUAAAUGUCAAGCAAGACCGGAUACUAUCACUCUUUGCUCCAUUACAUCAAAUAACUGGCUUGCAACUGCGACACCAAUAUCCAAUUGUGGUAUUCACAUUGAUAUAUACGAUUUAAGAAAACUAACCAAAAAACAAGGAGCUCCAAUAAUUGCGUCCGCAUAUUUUCAAGUCACAACCAUAGGAUUUGAGAAUGGUGAUAUUCUCUUGCAUUCUGGAAAAGUUACGCGAAAUUUUUCUGCAAGUAUUCGCAAGCAUACUGUAAGUGGAUACGCAAUAAAUGGAAUACAUUUUGACAUUAAUAACCUUGAUUCAGAUCCCCCAACUCAAAUUAUGUUUGUAACAUGUAUUCAAGGAGUGUAUUGUUUCGUGUUGAAAGAAAAAAGUUGUAUAGAUCAAGCAUUUAUUCUCGAUAAUGAUAAAAGUAAUCACUGCAGUACGAUGCGCAAAGCUGGAGACGGUGUUGAAGAGUCGAUGUUGGUAGUGGGACGGGCAGAUGCUAUAUAUUGCUAUACCCGUGAAGGAAGAGGUCCUUGUUUUGCUAUCGAAGGCACAAAGAAAUGUCUUGCUUGGGUAGGUCAUCACCUAAUCGUCGCCACGAGAAAAUCGUGUUUAAAGCAAAACAUGUCGAUUCUAAUUGUAGAUACAGAAAACAAAAUUAUAGUUUUUCAAAAGCAACUACAAGAAUUGUUCUACAUAAUCAGCGAAAAUAAUUUUUGCUUUAUUAUAAACAAUGCUCAUGUCGUAAAUACUUGCAACGUAUUAAUGUUAGAGCAGCUCAAUAUGAGUAAAAAAAUACGUCGGUUAAUUGAACAGAAUAUGUACAACAUAGCAUUAAGGUUGUUACAUCGAGAAGGCUAUUCUAACACACCGGAAGCUGCUUUCGUAAGGUUUCAAUACGGAAAUCAUUUAUUACUAAAAGGCGAAAUAAGUAGAGCUGUUGAAGAAUUUAUUAAAACAAUUGGUUUUGUUAAACCCUAUUCUGUAAUUUCAAAACUUUUACAUUCUAGAUACAAUAAUUAUCUAAUAGACUACUUAUCUGAAUGGAAAAAAAUUAACGGGACUAUAAGCAACCACACAAAACUAAUUGAAUGUUGCAUUAAUCGUGAGCAAGUUAAGCAUAAAAUAGACCAGCUAUCUCAUGGAGUUGAACCCUUGAGUUUAACAAGCAAGCCGGAAAAAAGAAAUCUUUCAAAUUUAUCAAAAAUAUAUUUUGAAUGGAAACUUCAAAAUCAGAGCAGAGUUGGAGAACAUUUAUUGCAUCGAUUUUUGGAAUAUGGACCAGAAUCUCUAUUAGUAGAUCCUACUACUUAUUUAGAAAACAUAAAAACGGAACAUUUAAAUACACCCGAAAAUGUUCUUUUAUUUUUUUCCAUUUUGCCACAACAAAACGAUUACUGUGCCAAAAUGUUAGCUGAAAUCAUUGAAAAAUUUCCCAGUUGUAACAAAAAAUUAAAUUUGUACUUACUUGUUCUCUAUCUUGUUUUAUGGCGAGGAAAGAAAGUUACUAAAAAUAUUAUUUUAGAGUUUUUAAGAAAAGAAUGCUUGCCUUUGGACAAAGUUUUAAUUAUUUGUAGGCUGUAUUCGUUUUUUAUUGGGAUACAAGAAACGACUAAUAACCAAAAGAACGAAACAUUGCAUCAUGAAUUAGUUAAUAAAUGUAUACAAACACUAAUUGAAAAUAAUCCGGAAGCGGCUUUAAAUUUUAAUUUAAGUAAAAUAACAUUUCUUAUGAUGCUUAAAAGUUUUUGCUCUAGUGAUAAAAUAAAAGCAUUGCAGAUAAAAUCUGUCCUAAGGGAAAGAAUAAUUGGCGAUAUAGUUGAUUCAGCUAAUGAAACCAAGUUAAUUAAAGAUUUUAAUGAUAAGAUAACAAGAUCUAGUUCGAUGCUGUCUCUCUAUACGAACAAUCCAAUAGAAUUUCGUAAUGAUUCAUGUGACACUUGUCGUGAAACCUUGAAUACGCAGUCCAUUUACUUUCUUUGUCAACAUUCCUUUCAUAAAGAAUGCCUUAAUUAUAACUCAACCAAACGGGUGUGUGCUGUUUGCAAAACAAAAAGCAAUUUGGGGAAAAUAAAAAGUGUAAUAAAUAUUAAUUCUGAACCCUUAAAUAUUAUUAAUGUGAUUGCAAAAGUAGUAGCUAUAGGAAUUAAAAAGCAAGGAAGUGAAAGUAUAAUUCAAAAAUCUGUUAAAACCAUAGCGGAAAGGAAUUACCCAAAAGGACGUCAAGGCAAAAGCGAAUCCGCUACAUUUAAUAAUCUUUUCGAUUAAAAAUUCAUAUUUUAUGUCCCCCACAUUAACACGUUUUAAUUUAUGUAUUUAAUAUAA
This is a messenger RNA of Drosophila suzukii, 2654 nucleotides long. The record is from RefSeq and is a predicted model, not a curated record. NCBI's taxonomy places the organism in Eukaryota, Metazoa, Arthropoda, Insecta, Diptera, Drosophilidae.